This is a messenger RNA of Pangasianodon hypophthalmus (striped catfish), 2195 nucleotides long. RefSeq names its product 3-oxoacyl-ACP synthase, mitochondrial (gene oxsm). The transcript is spliced from 3 exons. The record is from RefSeq and is a predicted model, not a curated record. Gene Ontology annotation, biological process: fatty acid biosynthetic process. Bases 365 to 1762 code for a protein of 465 amino acids. Gene Ontology annotation, molecular function: 3-oxoacyl-[acyl-carrier-protein] synthase activity. Lineage: Eukaryota; Metazoa; Chordata; Actinopteri; Siluriformes; Pangasiidae.
AAACAACAACAAUUAAAUAAAAAUAGCCAUGUGGAUGACGGGAAAAACAAAACAACACAAACAGACAAAAACAAUAAUUCUUUAUUCAUUUUCCCAUCAGAUUAGAUCAAAGACUUUUAUUUUGACUGUGACUUUUAUUUUACUUUUAUUAUGCCAUGGUUCUGUUAUCCGGAAGCAUUUCAACCUGUUCCGUCCUAAAGCAAAUACUAAAUCACUAUGUAGUGUGUAAUGAUAGCGCGAGAGUUACCAUAGUUAGACCUGGGAAGUGCAGUAGGCGGAUUGAGACACAGCCAGUGUGUUUCACUCCAUGUUAGCCGUGUUUAAUACAAAGAGUUUAUAACUUCCAGGGUGUCAGAGGUGAGAAAUGUCUUUGCCGUGUUGGCAGAAGCUGCCGGUGAGGCAGUACACCAGAGUGCUGUCCAACACCAGAGUGCUGCCCUGCAUGGGUGUACAAACUUUUGAGAGGCAUAACAGUGAACAUAGCUCUACUAAAUGUCUCCGGAGAGUUGUCAUUACUGGAAUUGGACUUGUGUCUCCACUGGGGACGGGGACGGCUCUGCCCUGGGAGCGUCUGAUCGCUGGAGAGAGCGGGAUAGUGGCCCUAGACUCAGACGAGUACAAAGCAGUGCCGUGUAAAAUAGCAGCUCGGGUUCCCCGAGGACACGGUGAGGGAGAGUUUAAAGAAGAAAUGUUUGCAUCACGUGGGGAGAUAAACAGCAUGUCUCAGGCCACGGUGAUGGCCCUCGGAGCUGCUCAGCUGGCCCUGCAGGACUGUGGCUGGUUUCCCAGAACCCCCGAGGAGCAGCUGAGCACAGGAGUUGCUGUUGGCAUGGGCAUGGUGCCACUGGAGGAGAUCGCUAGCACUGCUGCUGCUUUUCAGACGCGUGGCUACAGCAAAGUGAGCCCCUUCUUCGUCCCUCGCAUCCUGGUCAACAUGGCCGCCGGUCACAUCAGCAUCAAGCACAAGCUGAAGGGACCCAACCAUGCUGUGUCCACUGCCUGCACCACGGGGGCUCACGCCAUCGGAGACGCCGCCCGCUUCAUCAGCCACGGAGACGCCAUGGCGAUGCUCGCCGGAGGAACCGAGGCUUGUGUCAGCCCCCUGGCCAUAGCGGGCUUUGCACGUGCUCGGGCUCUGAGUACCAGCUGGAACGAACAGCCCAAGCUGGCGUCUCGACCGUUUCACCCAGAGCGAGAAGGAUUUGUAAUGGGCGAAGGAGCAGCCAUGCUGGUUCUGGAGGAGUAUAAGCAUGCCGUAGAGAGAGGAGCCCGGGUUUACGCUGAGGUGCUGGGGUACGGACUCUCAGGAGACGCCAGCCACAUCACGGCCCCUUCUGCAGAUGGAGAUGGAGCUUUCAGGUGCAUGUCCGCUGCUCUGCGUGACGCUGGCGUGCCUCCAUCAGACGUGACGUAUGUGAACGCCCACGCCACCUCUACGCCGCUGGGGGACGCUGCAGAGAACACAGCAGUAAAAAGACUCUUCCAUCAGCACUCGCCGUCUCUCGCUGUUUCCUCCACUAAAGGGGCCACGGGGCAUCUUCUGGGAGCAGCCGGCGCUCUGGAGGCAGCGUUCACAGCACUCGCAUGCUACCACGCAGUCCUGCCUCCGACUCUGAACCUGGACCGAACCGAGCCUGAGUUUGACCUGAACUACGUGCCGUGUGCUGCCCAGCCCUGGAGGACAGCAGGCAGGAGAGUCGCACUCACAAACUCGUUUGGGUUUGGAGGCACGAACGCCUCUCUGUGUCUGGCUAGUGUGUGAGAUUUACCGAGUGACGCACUGAAGACUGUCAGCUGUGCUGCCUUCCAUUGCAACUCACAACCAGUCAAUAGCUUUUUAAUAAAGGCUUAUGGUCCAACUUUGUUUCUAAGAUAAAUGUAGAGCUUUUAGCAGUGAAGAGCUCGGCAUGUUUAAGAAAAAACUCCUGGGGGAAGGAAGCGCCAUUAUGACAAUGGCUGAGAAGAGUGUGUGAAGCUUCAUCAGGAAAAGCUAGUUUUGAUUUGUUUAACACUGUACUGAGUUACUUCGUAUUGUCUUAAUAUUAUUGUUAAAUAUUAGAAAAUAGUAAAAAUGAAGGAAAUCCAUCUAUGAGUGGGGGUGUCAUUACUUUUGACUGAUGCACUUUAUUAAUUGAUGCCCUGAUGAUAUUUGUAAUACUGGAGCAAAACGCUUGGAAUUAAAGAUAUAACAAUUA